Molecule: messenger RNA, 2488 nt
Organism: Toxotes jaculatrix (banded archerfish)
Lineage: Eukaryota; Metazoa; Chordata; Actinopteri; Toxotidae
Exons: 4
Coding region: 491-1960 (489 amino acids)
Source: RefSeq, a predicted model, not a curated record
GUCGUCCCAACAAAUACAGAUUGGCUCCUGUUUCCUGAGAGUCAAGGUGAUUUAACGAUGACAGAUAAAUGCCGUUGAUAAUUUAUCGUGUAGUAAACAUGUACUGUUUAUGUGCGGUCAGCUGACGUCACCGUCACAGUCGCCACCAGCAGCAAAUCUGAGCUGGGAGCUGCGCAGCCGCUCUGCGCAUCCGUCGGCUGAGAGGUGGACAGCGCAGCCAUUUCUCUGCCCCUCAUGAUAAACAAAAACAGGGGGCAGGAUGGGAUGGGAUGGGGUGGGGGGUGCUGGUGGUGUUUGUCCAUCACGCACUUAACUAACCUCCCGUCCGGGAUUCAUGGCUUCAGCAGCAGCAGCAGCACCUACCGCGGCUGAACUCUGCAUCACCCACUGAGAUCGGCGACCUCCAAACUUUCUCCCGAUCCAACGCCUGCGCAGACGAACGCACGGCUCUCUGCUCCGUUUGGCUCAUGUUUUUGUUUCUGUGUCAGCCAUGGAGGAGAACGUGCGAGGAGGCGCCAGCGACCUCGCAACAAUGCAUGUGAAAACUGAGGCGGUGGAUGAAAACACAUCUGCGCCGGAUUUGGGCAGUCGGGAGCCGCCUGCAUGCAGAGGAGGAGGAGGAGGAGGGGGAGGAGGAGGAGGAGGAGUGGAUCAGACUGCAGAGGAGCUGGCUGACACAGAGCUGCAAGCAGCCACGACAACUACUCCUGUACUGCUGUAUCCUGUGAGUACCGACCGGUUCUUCACCACGUCAGGAGAUGGAAAAACUUACCUGAAGAUAGCUCCAGCUUCAGCGAUGCCACCUGCUCCCUCAGAGAAGACGCUUCCCACCGGUUCAGAUUUCUCUUCCAAAGCUGUUCUGUGUCUGAUCGAGGCCGUCGGGCGCCGCUGGGGCCUGUAUGAGACUCGGGAACGCUCACAGCUCUUUCAGAGUGUCCAGGAGGAGAUGGCCUCGAAGGGGCACGUGCUUCCUGUUGAAAAGAUCCGCCGCAAGUGGAACAACCUCAUUGUCACUUACAAGAGGGUUAAAGACCGCAGCCGGGAGACGGGACAUGCUAAAACGUCCUGGGAGUUCUUUGAUUUGAUGGAUGCCACACUCUGCGACACCGUUGGCACUCAGAUCAUCAACAACAAAAGAAACAAAGGUGGAAACGUUGCUUCUGCACUCCCCUGUCCUUUGGCAAAGAUCGCUGCCAAACCACAGUUUCCACAGCCCACCACCAUUAUCCGUCCUAAUGGUGACUUUGCUGUGACUGGUGGUUUGGAGUCAGGUCAGGGAGCCGCCACAAGUCAAAUCAUCAGCAGCACUUCUGCCGUGACCUCAGUGACUACAGCAACCAGUAGCCCAACAAAUGCUCCAGAAGUCAAACCGCUGAUCGUCCUCAACGGUGACAUUGUCACAACCAGUAUUCAUCCAGCCACCAUUGUGCCAUCUCCAUCUUUUAUCUCCUCACCUUGUUUUACAGAAACAGCGUCUACGUCUCCUUCCCUUGGCUCGAGCAGUAACACAGACCUCAACACAUCUCGCUACAUAAGCCGUAAAGCUCCAUCCUUCUCAUCGGGUGUCAUACCUUUUUGUCUUAGUGCGCCAGUUAACAACAGUCAGAAUCUCCUUGGCCUCUCCUCCUCCUCUUUCCCCCCUACGUCCUCCUGUCUCAGUUCUUCUGCUGCCGCCUCGUUAUCUGUAACAACCAUGUCGGGAACUGAAGGACAGAACCAGAAAGGAAACGAGGAGCAAAGCGGCACCGCUUUGCUCCAGGAGAUUCUGAAGCGGCAGGAGGAGCAGGCCUACCUGGAUCGAGUGGCUCGCCGCAGGGUUGAAGCCAGAGAGAAGAGGCGUGAGAGGAGGGAGGUGCGCAUGGCAGAGUCCCUUGGCAGGAUAGCCACGGCCCUGGAGCUGCUCUCGUCCAAACAGGACACAGUCAUUGCCCUCCUGCAGAGACUGGCUGAUCGGAAGUGAUGUCAGGUGAAAGCCUGGAAAGCAGGGGAUCUUUAACCUUCCUUCCCAUCCUGAGAUCAUGUUUAUGAAAACAGCCUAAUACUCACACAUAAUGGAAAUACAAAAAAAAAAAAGGAAUAAAAUCAAAUGAACUGCUCGCUUUUUAAAAUUUAGGAUAAAUGAAGUGUUGUAUUAUUGUUACAUGUUUUACAUUUUAGUGCAUUAGAGUCACUGCACUAACAUCCAAUAAAACAUUCUCCUCAAAUGCACAGUUAAAUAAGAUUUUGUCUGGGUGAGUUACACUGUGCAGAAACAACGGCAAACUUUAGAGUUAAAUGAAAUUUAAGGUAUCAUCAUUUUACUCAGGAGCUCUCUCUAGCAGCUUUGACUUAAAGUUGGAAGGAUUUGACUCACGAGGUAGGAAACUUCAUUCCGUUCCAGGGUCCCAGAAUACAGAACAUCUCACUCAUCUUAGUCAUGAAUAUAUGAAGAUUUAAAUUUGAUACACUGCCUCCGGUACUGUGACUGUGAGUUUCUCUCAUCUUCUUG